This is a messenger RNA of Lolium rigidum, 2826 nucleotides long. RefSeq names its product two-component response regulator ORR3-like. The coding region runs from base 2320 to 2703 and encodes 127 amino acids. Gene Ontology annotation, biological process: cytokinin-activated signaling pathway; phosphorelay signal transduction system. The record is from RefSeq and is a predicted model, not a curated record. The transcript has 3 exons. Lineage: Eukaryota; Viridiplantae; Streptophyta; Magnoliopsida; Poales; Poaceae.
GCUGAAUAACCUCAGAAGCGCAUCUAAAUGCUUCCAACUGGAGCUGGUUAUGUUUUUUUUUCUCGGAAAGCUUCUAAUACUGGAGAUUGGAGAAAUGCAAUAAUCAAAGUUUGACUGUUCACUAGUCAAGACUAGGCAUUCUCUGUGAAGACACUUCCAUCCAUGGCCCGAGACAAUCCCAUCGGAGAGAGAGAUACAUUUUGGUAACUGAAGAUAUGUGGUGCUAUUUUGACUGAUGCUAGUAGUACAUAACUAUAGCUCAGUUGAAAUUAAUUCUACCUCUCUCUUUCUUGCUGUUAUAUUUUAUCCUCUAGUCUUGUAUUUGGAAUUUGAGUAUAUUUCGGUGAUUUGUGUGAUAGGAUAUCAGUCUGUCACUGCUCACUCUAGACAAACCAUCUUUAAUGAGGCUUAUCUCAUUAGUCAGUUCUUGUUUGUUAUAGUGCACUUUAAUCAACCUCUCGGUACGUUGUAUUCAUGCUGCCAGUUGUCAGUGAACUGUUAAAAUGCCGUGAUCAUUGGUCGGCAGAUCACCAGAUCAUGCCAGCUGCUUCAGAUCACAGUGACAUGGUUGACUUGCAUUAAGUAUUGAUCCCAUAUAUUAAUCUCGUCAAUCUCAAGUAGUGCUCUGGUUAAGCGUAUGUCAACCUAGUAAAUUUUGUAGAUGGCAUGCCAAAACUCUAAUACUUGAUGUGAAUUCUUCUUGAUCCUGAAACAAUGGACCUUAUGUGCUCCAUAAUGCCAUCUGUCCGGUGAAAGAUGUGUAAUGCAGACUGUUUAGUCUGAAUUCAUAUUUUCACAUUUCCUAGUAACUUUGAAUGGAAGCCCAAAGGAAACUACUAAUAUCACCUAUUGACAUUAGUAGCCUUUUCAUUCCUGUGUUCCCCAAAAGCAACAGCCGGAUCGUAUUUUGCUCUUAGUUGACCUUACUACUUGUGACUUUUGAUGUUUACUCAAGAGCAGCAGCUUAUGCUUGCACCGCUAACACUUGGACACUUUGCAGCAAACUUUUCCAUAAGUUAAAAACUUUCUGCAGCUCCCAAGAUUGCUGAGCAGUGGUGAUCCUCCUUCUGCGACCAGCCACGUUGCAGUACCACGAGCCAUUCGCUGGAGCCUGGAUGUGGGCUUUCUGAAUGGAAGUCCAGAUGCAGAGGAACUGACUCCAGGAACUUAAACAAAGUGCUUCCUCCAUCCUCCCUCCAGCUUCAGGUCAGACAUCAUGUUUCAGAAUCUCUGGGUUCUUAUAUUUUUUGUCUGUCUAUAUGCGAAUUAUUGCAUGCUUCUGCCAAUUCAAUUCAGGAGCAGGGUGGGGAGUAGUAGUUGCCGCACGCAAAAAUACAAUAUCCGAAAGAUGCCCUCUUGGGUGUGUGUAUGCUGAAUGUGCGUAGUUCACGCAUAAUUAAAGAUAUGUAUGUAGUGUUUCAGAGUUUGUUCACUCUUAGCGACGUGGAUGGUUUAGGGCACCUACUGUUUGUUAGGCAACUAUAGGUUUGCCCGUUAGAGUGGCCUUCCUUCCAUUAAAAUUAAAUCUUGAACUUCUUUCCAGUUCGAGUGGCUUAAAAUGGUGCAUAAACUUUUCGGCGAAGACAAAACAUGGCAUGUCAAACCUUAUUUGUUUGUUUGUUUGUUUGUUUGUUCUGGCUGCUGACUUGAUAUUUGGUGUUUGCAAAAUAGUUUUCGUUUUGCAGAAAAUGAGACGGUGGACCUAAGCUAAGUUACCUUGCUCAAGAUAUCCGAAAUAGACAUGUAUGUAACUAAUGUGAGGCAAAAAUGAUGAGAAUGAAAUAAGCAUACCUAUUAUCUACCGAGCUUAGCCUGCCGAAUCAUUAUAUAGUAGUCAGGAUCUGUCUCUUGUGUGCAGGCAUAACAAAGGCAUACGAAUCCGCGAAAAGGAUGAGAUCAACCGUAUUUAGCCCCCCUUAUAUAAUAAUGUCUCACACUUUGUGUUGACUUGCUAAUGCUGCUGGCUUGUUUUUUAGACGAGGAGGGAACUCAUCUAUUGUGCCAUGUGCAACAUGUAGUAUUAUAACUAUUUGGAUAGUGUUUGGGUAGGCGCCUGCCUUGGCCAGCGCUGCGCCACCGGCUCUCCAGAUUUGGUUAGAUCUCGUUUCUUGCUUUGUUUGUAGUACUUGGUUAUUUAAAAAAAAAUUGUUGUGUUUGUUUCUAUUAUACUGUCCAUGGACGGCCCCUCUGGAACUCUACCCAUGUAUAAAAUGCUGCGCUUUGUUGCCACUCUGCCCAGCUAAGUUACUUUGUGAAUCAUCAACAACGCAGCUCCAUUGUGUGCUGCCCCAUUGUUUCUCUCCCACCGCUGCUGUGCAGAUGUCGACGGCGAUGGUGUCGGAGCCGCAUGUCCUGGCCGUGGACGACAGCCUCGUCGACCGCGCCGUCAUCUCCAGGCUCCUCCGCAGCUCCAAGUACAGAGUCACGACUGUGGACAGCGGCAAGCGUGCGCUUGAGGUGCUGAGCCUGGACCGGAGCGUGCACAUGAUCAUCACGGACUACUGCAUGCCGGAGAUGAACGGGUACGAGCUGCUGAAGCGGGUGAAGGAGUCGGCGGAGCUACGGGGCAUCCCGGUGGUGAUCAUGUCGUCGGAGAACUCGCCCGCCAGGAUCCGCCGGUGCCUCGAGGAAGGCGCGGAGGAGUUCCUCAUCAAGCCCGUCCGGUCGUCGGACCUGUCGCGCCUCUGCAGCCGGCUCUACUGAUGCUAGAUAGCUAGUGCUCUAAUUCUAAUUGAUGGUCCUCUGCUCCUGCGCGCCUACUACUGACUGAUGACGAGGUUGUCAUCCAUGUGUAACAUGUAAACACGGUGAAAUUAAGUGAAACCG